CGGUAAUUCUCAUCAGAAUUGUCCUGACUGGUGGCUCCGUCCAUUCCACUCCGCUUGUUCUGUUGUGUUAUGAAAACACACUACAGCUCGUGACCUAGAAAGACGUACCGGACUAACUGUGUAGGAAAGAAAAUAUCCAUCAGUUGUAUGAAGCCCUAUCAUCUUUCCCUGGCUUUAAUUGCCGCAACACUGUGGCUUUGUGAAAGCUACACUCUCAGGAACUCUGUAUCUUGGGCUGACGCCUCCAACGACGUCGUAGUGGGGGGAGAGUUAGACGCCGUGUCCGAGGAGGUCGCCCCGGCUCUGUUAGAGGACAACAGCGGGCUGUGGAAACAGGCCUACCCCUCCUCGGUGUUAGGGAAUGGCGUAGAUAAAAACAAAGAAACCGUCAAAUCCAAAAUCGAGGAUGCAACCAUCGUGUCCUCUGCAUCCAGGGUGUUCUCCUAUCGGAUGGAGGAUGUGAAAGCGCCCGCCAGUCCCCCAUCACCUCCCCCACAUCAGCAAACGGCGAGAACAGCCAGAUACAUGUCCCAUUACAGCGACUGGGGACAUCUCGCCACGAUCUCCACUCAAGACAAGAUAAAGGGCCUGCCGUUUGGGAAUGUCCUCUCCGUCAGUGAUGGCCCGAUGGACAACAGCACAGGAGUCCUCUAUUUCUACGUUACUCCGAAGGACAACAUGGUAGCAGACCUGAGAAGCUUCCCGUUCGCCUCACUCACGUUCUCCGAGGCUGAAGGGGACUUCUGCAGGCAGCUGGUGUAUGACCCAGGGGACCUCCGCUGUGCCAGGCUGACAUUGACUGGCAAGAUGGUGGAUGUGGGGCCGGAGGAGGUGGAGUUUGCCCGGCGGGCCAUGUUCUCCAGACACCCCGCAAUGAGGAAAUGGCCAGUUGAGCACAAGUGGUUCUUCAUGAAGCUGGAGCUCACACAGGUCUGGCUGCAGGAUUGGGUUGGACGGGUGUCUCUCAUCUCCCUUGAAGACUACUUCAAAGCCACGCCUUACUGAGACAGAGGAGAAUCUUGUGCCGUGCGUAAACAGGACGGCAUGUUGUCUUCUCUGGGUGGUGCAGAAUGUCCUCAGACCACGUAAACAUCUGACAGCUUCUGAAAGCUGAUGUUCUGGACUUUUUAUUUUUUUAGAGGAAUAAGACACCAAAAUCGAAGGCUCUAAGUUCCAAACUAUUUUAAAGAGAAAGUGUUCAAUUCUAGGUCUUUUCUAGAAGGUUUUACCUAGAACAUGCAGAGGCCAAACAAUCGCAAGACGUUGCCCCUGUAUAACAAUCAGUUUGCACUAACUGCUAAACAUAUUUUAGCUGCUCAAGGGAAAGCUAUUAAAGAAAGUGAAUGUAUAGCUAGUAAGAUGUUGGCACCAUAUGAGCUGUGAUGUUAUGAUUUUUGUUGAUGUUAUGAUUUUAGUUGACUACUGAAUGAUUUAUUUUGUUUGCAGAUGUUGUUUAUCAAAUGCUAUCACCUUUUGCAUAAUCUAACGUCGUAAAGCGAGAUGACGACUAAUCAAAGGAGGCGCAGGGCUGGUUGACACAGAUGGACUCUGGUUUGAAGUGUUCUUGAGUGCUGCUUACUAACAACUCACAUUUCUUUAGUUUGCUCUGAUGCUGUUUGAGUCAGAAGGAGAUUUCAAAAUGGUUGGUGUUAUUGUUGUAUAAUCUAAAGAUGUUAUAGAUUGUAUGAAUACUGUGGACACACUAUGCUUGAAACAUAAUACAAAAGAUUUGGUCAAAUAA
This is a messenger RNA of Esox lucius (northern pike), 1741 nucleotides long. It is a transcript of the gene creg2, whose product is annotated as cellular repressor of E1A-stimulated genes 2. The transcript is spliced from 4 exons. Bases 148 to 1005 code for a protein of 285 amino acids. Lineage: Eukaryota; Metazoa; Chordata; Actinopteri; Esociformes; Esocidae. The record is from RefSeq and is a predicted model, not a curated record.